Asterias rubens (European starfish) is the source of this 3198-nucleotide messenger RNA. RefSeq names its product 2'-5'-oligoadenylate synthase 2-like. Lineage: Eukaryota; Metazoa; Echinodermata; Asteroidea; Forcipulatida; Asteriidae. The record is from RefSeq and is a predicted model, not a curated record. Gene Ontology annotation, cellular component: membrane; cytosol; nucleoplasm. The transcript has 9 exons. Gene Ontology annotation, biological process: regulation of ribonuclease activity. Gene Ontology annotation, molecular function: 2'-5'-oligoadenylate synthetase activity; double-stranded RNA binding. Bases 94 to 2181 code for a protein of 695 amino acids.
AAAUCAUGGGUUGGGAAAAACCAAGUCAUCGCGGAAAAUCAGCAGACCAGAGCUGCAGUUGAACUUGGAAGAAUUCAUAAACUCCAGCUCACAAUGGAUGUGUCUCCCAGAUUCUUAGAGCCUUGGUGUAUGGAUCCAAAGAAAUACAGUCUCGAGACAUGGUAUAACGAGAAUAUCCAAUGUGGGACGGAUGCUUUCGACAGGGACUGCAGAAAGGCAAUCGACGAAGUGGUCCAAAGGAUUUGUUCAUCGGGCGGUCUCCUUUUCAACUUUAACAGAAUUGUUAAGGGUGGCUCUCUUGGUAAAGGGACCAUGGUGAAGGACCUUUCUGAUGUCGAUCUGAUCGCCUUCAUCAAUCCACCAAACCUGGACCCCAUCGUCAGACUCGGACCAGCCGAAUACAAGCGCAAGCUGGCCGUCGUCAUCCGGGAUCUUCACUCAGCUUUGAAGAGUCUGUCGUUUGUGACGGAUGUUAGCAAGAAUGACCUAUUGGUUUACUUCAACAUCAACGUGGGCAGAAGGUGUCUGAAGGUCAAUUUUCUUCCCACUUCAGACAACUGUGAUGGCCACGGUCGAGCUCACUCAGAUAUGUUCCGUGCCAUGCUGCAGCUUCACGACAACCAUGACAGGGAGUUCUACUCCGCUUCCCUUGCCGAACAUCAGCUCAGCUUCGUCGGUAACCAGCCCCGGUACGUGAAGGAGCUAGUCCGUCUCGUGAAGUACUGGGCGAAGGAAUACCUCCAUGGGUAUCUCCAGAAUUCAUACGGCCUGGAGCUGAUCACCAUUCACCUUUGGGAGAAGGCUGGGAAACCCGUUAAAUUCAGCAAAGCCCAGGGGUUGAAGAGGGUCCUACGUGCACUGACGCGGUUGACGGCACUGCGUGUCACUAGCUGGUCUAGCUCCCGUCUGUACGACGCUACACUGGCACAAAGCGCAAUUACACAGCUUAGAAUGAUAAAUCCGAUUGUGUUGGACCCAGCCAAUCCGACAAACAAUGUCUGUCAGCUCUACCAGCAAGGGACCAACGGGAGAGAAAUCGCCUCAGCCGCCGGGCAGACCCUCCAGACUCAACUCCUGAUGAAGGUCAAAGUCCGUCAAGGGUGGAAAGCAGAGGGCGCCGGGAGCAACUUCAUGGCCGCGCAGGGAGGAGCACGGUCCGUCUUGGAGAUUGAAGAACCCUGGUGUUUGUCUGAGGGUGAUCUAGAGACUUGGUACAACGAGAACAUACAACUUGGAACGGAUGAAUUCGCAAGGAAGUGUCAGUCAGCAAUCAGCCGCGUGGUCAGAUUUGUCCACAGCAAUUGCUCUCUGGAUAUUCUGGAGUUUGAUGUUGACAAAGUCGUAAAGGGCGGAUCGCUCGGAAAAGGCACUAUGGUGAAAGACCUCUCUGACGUGGACCUGGUUGCGUUCGUCAACAAACCCUAUGUGCAACCCAUAGCAGAAAUUGGGAAAGAUGCGUAUAAGAAAACUAUUACAGGAAUAAACUUCAACAUAGCGUCCACUUUGGAGCUUAACCCAGACGUGAAAGACAUAAAACACGAUGAGUACGUAGUGAAGUUUGAGAUCGAUGUCGGCAGUCGAUGGAUUGAAGUCGAUCUUCUUCCCACAACUGACAAUAUUAAAUCUCAUUCUUCUUAUGAAGAAAUGUUCCGGUAUAUGCUAAGCAAAGGGCACAGGACGAGGCAGUACUGUUCGCCUUCAUUAGUUCAUCGUCAGGUGCAGUUUGUUAAGGAACAACCCGGCAACGUGAAGGAGUUGAUACGUCUGGUGAAGUAUUGGGCGUCUAGAUUCCUCCCUAAGUAUCUCCAGAAGUCAUACCCUCUGGAGUUGAUCACCAUCUACCUUUGGGAGAAGGCAGGGAAGCCCGGACGACGACUGAACAAAGCUCAGGGUUUGAGGAGCGUCUUGGAGGUUCUGACCAAUCUGGAGGAGCUGUGCGCUUCUUGGCAGUACAAGCACAAUGAUGAGCACAUCACACAAGACAUUAUCAAGAAAGACAACAUGAAAAGACCAAUCGUUUUGGACCCGGCCAACCCCACGUUCAACGUUUGCUACAUGUACCAGUGGAAGGAUAAGAUAACUGGGGAUCCUUUUAUGAAGGUGAUAAAGGCAGCAGCCGAAAGGACCCUCCGGACCGACCUCCUCAGAAACGUCACUGCAUGGCCAAAUUUGAGUGAGUAGGGCGCCCUCAACCGAAGCAAAGAGCGGUAUUUUACAGUAACACCUUACUCGCAAAGUAAAUAAAUAGCUUGCGAAUUCCUGCAUAUAUUCAGGUCAGACAAUCAUGCGUCAGGCCUCAUGAUUGAUUGUGUAACCCCACAAUUAUUUCUGUUUCCACAUUAGAGGUCGUUGCUUUUGGAUUUUAUUAAUUAUAAAUAACACUAGAAACGAGAAAGAAGAGGACAAAUUAAAGUACUCUAAAGUAGCGUAGUUUUUGAGAAAGGGGGAAAUUCUCACCUAAAAUGAUUUCAGGACAAAAGCUUUUUUACGCAUCCAAAAGCACACAAAUAUUUUGUUCAAGAAGGGUGUUUUUUUUUUAUUCUCUGGCAAAUUCGAUGCCCAAUUGAGUCUAAUGUUUACAAAUUUGUUUUAUUUUUUGCGUGUUGGGAUACACCAAGAAUUUGACAGUUACCGAAGGUGUCCAGUGCCUUUAACAAAACUCACAUUAUAAUCAAUACUACUUAAAAGUAGAAUACAAUGAUCCAUGUGACAUUUUGAGCGGAGUAGAAUACUUGUUUACUUUUCAAAUUGAUUGUGCGAAGUUAUUAAAAUUUUAAACAACGGCAUCAGGUUAUAAUAAUUAUUAAGUAUAUAGGCCUACACACACUUGUCAAAUAUAUUCGGGAUAUUUUAUAACAAUGCAUUGUGUUUUGGGAGUAAAAAAUGUAUAGUUAAUAGGCUACGGGGCGAGUUAAUAAUAGUCACUAAUCGAAACAUUUCCGAAACGUUACUUUUGGGCAACUCUCUUGUAGGGUAAACCUUGUGAAUGGUGAAAGCGUUGUCCAAAAUAUAUUUUGCAGAUGGUAAAUUGGAACACUGUCUUUCUUUACAUAACUUAUACUAUUAUUAUUUUGCUUUGGUGUAACUUUACGAAUAGGCUUAAUAUCAAUAGAAGAAAACCUAGGAAAGGAACACGUUGCCUUGGAUCGGUCGAGUUGGUCUUUGAAAAGCGUUUGUAACCGUUUUUUUAUAAAAUGC